Molecule: messenger RNA, 1130 nt
Organism: Aureobasidium subglaciale EXF-2481
Lineage: Eukaryota; Fungi; Ascomycota; Dothideomycetes; Dothideales; Saccotheciaceae
Exons: 1
Coding region: 71-1072 (333 amino acids)
Source: RefSeq, a predicted model, not a curated record
ACAAUUUUCAUCAUCACCAAAACAAACAGUCUGACAAGCAUACGAACAAGUCAAAGACCUCCAAAUAAACAUGUCUCGCUACGCAUCCGCUUUCGCGACACCUAAUGGACCCGGCGAUGCCCGCCCUACCGCCCUUCAAAUCAUCAAAGACGAAGAAGCUGAAGGGACACUCGCCGGCAAAGUCAUUGUCAUUACUGGAACCUCCGCAGGUCUCGGCAUCGAGACAGCAAGAGCACUUCUCCACACUGGUGCCAAACUGAUUCUGACUGCCCGCAACCUUGAGAAGGCCAAGACUGCUCUAGGCGAUAUUCUGGUGCCAGGACGUACCGAGCUUGUCACUAUGGAUAACACAUCUCUCGAUAGCGUGCGUGCUGCUGCUGAGCAAGUGCUCAAAAUUACUGGUGGCCAAGUUAACAUCCUCAUCAACAACGCCGGUAUCAUGGCUUUACCCGAGCUCGAGCACACCAAAGACGGUUUCGAGAUGCAAUUUGGCGUCAAUCACUUGGCCCACUUCCUCUUCUUCGAGCUCUUGAAGCCCGCUCUUCUAGCCAGUGCGACACCUGACUGCUCUUCUCGCGUAGUCAACCUUUCCUCAUCAGCUCAUCGCAUCUGCUCCAUUAAUGAGUCUGGGAAUUACAGCUUCGAAAAGGGUGGUUACAAUGGUUGGGUUGCGUAUGGACAGGCCAAGACAGCCAACAUUUACAUGACCAACGAGAUUGAGCGACGCUACGGAUCUCGUGGUCUGCAUGCAAACAGCGCUCACCCGGGCUUCAUCAUGACUGAGCUGACAAGGCAUUUGGACGACAGCGCAAAGGAUGGUUGGGGUGAUGAGUCCAUCUUGAAGGUCAUGAAGUCUGUUGAGCAGGGUGCUGCUACCACUGUUUGGGCUGCUGUCGGAAAAGAGUGGGAGAAUCAGGGCGGCUUGUACCUUGCUGACUGUGAUGUCGCGCCUCUCGUGGAGGACGGUCGUGGUGCAGAAGGUACUGGCCGCGUUGCUCAUGCCUACGAUCCCGAGAGAGAAGUGCGUCUGUGGAAGGACUCUCUGAAGAUGGUCGGUCUGAAUUCGGAGUAAGCAAUUGAUAGAGUGUGUCGCCGAAGCAAGAAAGAUUGAAUCUCAGUCCGUAGUCGUC